Molecule: messenger RNA, 747 nt
Organism: Paramecium tetraurelia
Lineage: Eukaryota; Ciliophora; Oligohymenophorea; Peniculida; Parameciidae
Exons: 4
Biological process (GO): peptidyl-L-cysteine S-palmitoylation; protein targeting to membrane
Cellular component (GO): endoplasmic reticulum; Golgi apparatus
Molecular function (GO): protein-cysteine S-palmitoyltransferase activity
Source: RefSeq, a predicted model, not a curated record
AUGAUUUACAUGAAGAUAUAAUAUGUCGAAUUGGUUCUAUCACUCCUAUCCAUCUAUUUAUUGAUUGCUACUUAUUGUACAGAUCCUGGAAUUAUGCCUAAAAUUUUUUAUAAACACGAAGAUGACGUAGAAAAACUGUAGAUACCCUAAUCCACCAAGAAGAAGGAGACACAACAUAUUAUCGUCAGAUUGGAGACUCACACAAUCAGACUAAAAUUUUGUCCCACUUGCAAAAUAUACAGACCCUCUAGACUAUCCCAUUGUGGGUUUUGCAAUAAUUGUGUAUUGAGAUUUGAUCAUCAUUGCAAUUGGAUUGGGACAUGUAUAGGAAGGAGAAAUGUAAGAUCUUUUUAUUUUUUCUUGCUCGUCCUUAACACACAGCUCAUUUUCGAAAUAGUCAAGCUCUCUAUCUAAUAAUCGACUAUUUGUAUAUAUUGCAUAGUUCUGAUCGUGGCCUUAGCGUUGGUCACAGUCUUAACCUUUGCUUUGUUUUGUUAUCAUACAUUUCUGAUUUGCAAGAACUAAACAACAAAUGAACAUUUAAAACACACUUGGACUUUGGAAAGCGGAAAUCCAUAUGAUAAGGGUUCAAUCUCAAAAAAUAUCUGUAAUGUAUUACUAAGUCAUAUACCCAAUCGAUUGGUUUAUUUAAACAAAAGAUUAUUUUCUUAACACACCCUCAAGGCAAAAGAAGAUAAAGAAUAAUAAUAAGUUGAGUUGACGAAGGUCAAUUCAUCGACUGAUUGA